AUAUUUCGCACUUAUAUUAAUUUUAUUAAACGUCUAAACAGUGUUUUUAUUUACUUGUUGGUGUGUUAAACGUGUUCAAGUUUUGUAAUUUAUUUAAUUGUAAUUUUUCACUAUUUGGAACAUUAAAACAUUGAAAGUGAGGUUUCCAAAAGAAGAAAAUAAGAAACAAAAAUUCAUGAGACUGCUCAAUACAAAAGCUUAAUAAAUCAAUUUAUGUUUAACUCAGGGAUAUUUAUUAAAAAUCUACGGGAUUAUUACAUUUUGAGUUGGUAACACUAUCUGACUGGAGCGACAUCCGGUUUCUUCUAAUGCAUUGUUAAUUGUUGGCUAUUGUAAUACCACUGCCAGCUCGUCGACUUGUACAACGUACAACAUUCUUCAGAGUAGCAGCACUACAGCAGCACUCUGCGCGAACACAUCAGAAAUUCAUUGUAUCCAGUUUUUGGGCGGCAACAGGUUGUAAGAUAUUAUCACAGAAGACAAGGAAUACAUAAUUAAUUUGUCAUCGUCGUCAUUAUUAUUACCGUUUGGCACGUACCGAAAAACUACAUUGAGGGGACUUAAAUAAUGGGCGCUUUCAAUGAGAUUAUUACUGCCACCAUUGAAAUAAUGACCUUGCCGGUACUUAUACUGCUCUUUGCAGUGUUAUUAUACAUCUACGGAUCUUUCUGCCUGUUAACAUGGUGUUUGACGCCCAAUCAGCGUCUUAAUCCUACAGGUUACCGGCGAGGGAAAAUCCCCGACAUAAAAACUUCGCGAUCCAAAUCAAAAAAGUCAACAUCCGUCGCAGUCCAAUUGAAGGAUAUCAAUAUCAAAGAUACGGGCACAUCACAAUUGCAGAUUUUUAACAGUUGUGGGUCAAAAUCUAGCACGACUUUUUAUAAUAUUGAGAGUGAUUCAAAGCAGAAGAUGGAGUAUCAAAGAGAAGAGGAGAAUUUUAUUACUGUUUUAUCUAAACGUGAACGUCGAAGUCUUCAGCAUAAGAAAAAUCAACAACAGAAAAAAGAUGAAGAACAACAAUUAAAGAACCAACAAGAACAAAAACAACAGCGACAUCAUAAGCUAUUGCCGGAUAAAAACGAAUUUCCUACUAUCAAAAAUAUUGUCAUUACACCAAUCGAGCCAAUAUUUGCUGAAAACAACGCUUGGGCGAAGGCUUUACAAUGGAAGGACGACGAUAAAGCUAAGAUAUUACAAGCUGAACAAAAAACAAUUGAAAGUGUGUGCGUGGAUAAGCAAAAACAUAGUGUAAAAAAACAGGAACAAGAGAAGCAACAAAAACUAAAAAAGCAACAACAAAAAAAACCAGAAGAGCGACAGGAGCUAGAGAAAAAACAGCAAAAUAACCAAGAAAAUCUAUUGCAAAACAACCAGAAGAAACAAGAAAAACCCUCGAAACCAGAAAAAAAAAACUCGAAACAAGAAAAUGAGCCAGAGAAGCAGUGUGAUGACACGAUGAACGAGAAACGUUGCAAGAAGCACGAUACGGUAAUUAAGGAACUACGUCAGGAAAAUGAAAAAAUACGGCUUCAAUAUGAGUCUUCAAAAAAUUACUGGACAGACAUUGAAUUUAAAACUGUCCUAGAAGGCGUGCGUGCGGAAAUUGAAAUAAAAAGGCUAGACGCAAUUAAAUCAUUAAUAGAAAAACAUCAGACGGCUUUGGCAGAACUAAAUAGUGAACACGAGGCGGAGAUCAAAGGAUUACAUUUGCACUAUCAAACGAGGUUAAAUGACUUAAAAUUGGAUCAUGGUUUAGCAGUCAGGGCAAUUCAUACGAAUCACACAAUUGUAGUCAACGAUUUGAAGAAUAUGAAUUACGGCCAGAAUCAACGUCACGAGACCGCUAUGCAAAGUCUACGUGACGUUAAUGAAAGGAUGGGUAAAGAGCAUCGGAAUGAAAUACGUAAAUAUGAGAAUACGAUAAAGGAACAAGAGAUUAGAAUUAAAACUCUAAUAGAGGAAAAAGAACUUCUUUGUGCUCAAGAAAAAUUGGUUCGAGAGCUGAGUGAAAAAAAUAUUGAUCAACAUCAUAUCACCAUUGAAUCACAAAUAACUAAUGACCACGAUGAUAAAGAUGUCGACAUCAGAACAGCCACAACCGCCGAUGAUGAUACCGUCGAUACCAUAGACAUGUUAAAGAGUCAAAACUCAACGCUUAACAACACUGCAGUACAGUAUAACCAAAUAUUUGACGAUACGGAACAAAAGUUGAUCCAGUUACAUGGAUACACUUCCAGCAAUGAUUCUGAUUGCUCGUCUCACACGGAAGAUCUACUACAGCAAUUAAACGAUGUUGAAGUUGACGCUCUUCAGUCAAACGCAUGCAGUCCACAAAAGAGUCAUGACUAAGACUGAGAUUAAAAUGUAAAUAUGUAAAUAUAGCAUUUCAAAUAAGUAGAAUGACAAAAAUCAGUUUAAAAUAGCAUGCACACAAACGACCUAUAUAUUAUGAGUGUGUAAGUUAAGUUAAAAGGAUGGAAGUUAUCAAUUUUUACGGAUUGAAAAACUCUAGUUAAGCCAAUCGAAUUAUAGGAAAUAUGGAAUUUUGGGAAUCAUGCACAUAGGAUAAAUAAAUAUACAUAUUGAACUAAAGUUUAUUAUAAUACCAUUUAUUAAUCAUUCUAAUUAUAUAGAUAAAACAUUUUAAUCAAAUUAUAAAUUAUAUUAAAGAUAUUACUUACAAAUUUUAUUGUAACUAAAUAAUCAAAUAUGUAAAACUAAUAAGGGACAGUAUGUUGUUCAUUAUAUUAGUUAUAUUGUAUAAAAUAUUAAUCUAUUAUAUUAUAAUGUCAAUGUGUAACUUAGUGAAUAUUAACGAUUGUAAGUUGAAAGAUUUUUGUCUUCAACAAAAACCUUUUUUUUUUAUGGGGAGGUGUCACAGUACUAUCAGCCACACCUCUUGCACUCACAUCUUGUUGUUGUUUAAUAUAUUGAAAGUUACAUUAAAUUAAAAUGAUUAUUUUGCGAUUUAAUAAAAUCAUUACAUAAAAUACUACCACAUUUGUUGUAACUCUUUUCAACCAUCCACUCGACCUGAUUCAACAUAUUGGAGUUCAUUACAAUAUUAUGGGUAAAAAAUCUAUUUUAAUUUAAAAAGGUGCAAAUGUGCGAUGCACAAUCAACAAUUUUCCCUAAGUUGGAAACUAUUACAUUUGGUAUACCUAUCAAAAAUAUACCGUGUAAUUUUUAACUUACAGACAGAACUCUUCUAGUGACACAUCAGUUAUAAAUAUCUUAAUAAUAUAUUCAAUUAGUUUUUUAUCGAACUCAAUACCAAUUACUAUUUAGUGAAAUAUCCUUGAUAUUAUAGACUAAUUUUAAGCAACUUAAAAGAUGUAAGUAUACGAUAAGGG
Molecule: messenger RNA, 3353 nt
Organism: Aphis gossypii (cotton aphid)
Lineage: Eukaryota; Metazoa; Arthropoda; Insecta; Hemiptera; Aphididae
Product: mRNA export factor GLE1-like
Exons: 7
Coding region: 568-2349 (593 amino acids)
Source: RefSeq, a predicted model, not a curated record